Molecule: messenger RNA, 1987 nt
Organism: Thamnophis elegans (Western terrestrial garter snake)
Lineage: Eukaryota; Metazoa; Chordata; Lepidosauria; Squamata; Natricidae
Gene: TBCEL
Product: tubulin folding cofactor E like
Exons: 9
Coding region: 270-1544 (424 amino acids)
Biological process (GO): protein folding
Molecular function (GO): alpha-tubulin binding
Source: RefSeq, a predicted model, not a curated record
CGCGCUGCCUCGCUCCUUCCUGCCUGCCUUCCUCCCUCCCCAUCCCGGACGGGCGAGCGAGCUGUUUCCGGGUCAAUGCAGGACGCGGCCGCCGGACGGGGAGCGUAAAAGCGGUGGGGCCCGGGAAUUACAUGGAUGUGUGAUCUUUUCCCUCCUCGGAAAAAUAAAAUGAAGGGCUAAGAAGAUUCCCAGAAACUCACACAUGUAACUCCCGGGAGAGCUGAUGCUGAAACUAAAAAAUAACCACCUUGUCAUUUCUGGAAGGGACAAUGGAUCAGCCCAGCGGGAGAAGUUUCAUGCAAGUUCUUUGUGAAAAAUACAGCCCGGAAAACUUCCCUUAUCGUCGUGGUCCUGGAAUGGGAGUGCAUGUCCCGGCUACACCUCAGGGUUCACCUAUGAAAGAUCGCCUCAACCUGCCAAGCGUGCUGGUGUUGAACAGCUGUGGGAUCACCUGUGCAGGAGACGAGAGGGAGAUAGCUGCCUUCUGUGCUCACGUAUCUGAACUGGAUCUUUCUGACAACAAAUUAGAAGACUGGCACGAGGUCAGUAAAAUUGUGUCCAAUGUCCCUCACUUGGAGUUUCUGAACCUGAGUUCCAAUCCUCUGAAUUUGUCAGUUUUAGAAAGGAAAUAUGCUGGAUCUUUCUCUGGUGUUCGCAAACUUGUGCUCAACAACAGCAAAGCUUCCUGGGAAACAGUCCACACUAUACUGCAAGAAUUACCAGACUUGGAGGAACUUUUCCUGUGCCUUAACGACUAUAAUGCAGUGUCUUGUUCUCCAUCUUGUUGUAAUUCUCUCAAAUUGCUCCACAUAACUGACAACAAUCUCAAAGACUGGACUGAGAUCCGGAAGCUGGGGAUAAUGUUUCCAUCGCUAGAUACUUUGGUUCUGGCCAAUAACAGUCUGUCAACCAUUGAAGAUUCCGAAGAUUCCCUGGCAAGGCUAUUCCCCAACUUGCGCUCCAUCAGUCUGCACAAGUCAGGACUGCAUUCCUGGGAAGACGUUGACAAACUGAAUUCUUUCCCUAAGCUUGAGGAAGUGAGAUUGCUGAGAAUCCCUCUCCUUCAGUCGUACACCAAUGAGGAGCGGAGGAAGCUGGUAAUAGCCAGGCUACCAUCAAUCACCAAGCUGAAUGGAAGUGUCAUAACGGAGGGAGAACGAGAAGACUCUGAGAGGUUUUUCAUCCGCUAUUACCUGGACUUCCCACAGGAAGAAGCUCCUUUCAGGUACCAGGAACUAGUGACAAAAUACGGGAAGCUGGAAAAACUGGCGGAGAUCGACCUGACCCCUCAGAGCAGCGCCAAAGUCGAAGUUCACUUCAAGGACCAAGUGAAGGAGAUGAACAUCCGCUUAGAUCAGACGGUGGCGGAGCUGAAGAAGGAACUCAAAACGUUGGUCCAGCUGCCCAUCAGCAGCAUGCUGGUCACCUACUUCAAUAACGAAGACCCUUUUGGCCCCGAGGAGCUGAAGUACAACUCGAGGGCCCUGCAUUCCUACGGCAUCCGGGAUGGAGACAAAAUCUACGUGGACUCCAAAGCCAAGUAGCCUCUCUCGCUCCAGAGUGCGCGCCCGGCCCCACGUAAAACACCAUCAAGGGACUUUCUGACGGGGGGGUGUUUCAUUUGGGUUCACGGGGUUGAGACGUGGUGUUUCAGAAGUGCGUCCGGCCACCACUUCUAGCCCAGGUUAGCAGGUCCAGAUCCGUUGAGAGAAAAGCACCGGCAUUCAGCGCAGAUGAACAGACAGGAUGCUCCUCAGAGGCGUGACAUCGAGCAGGUGGGCUGUUUUCCCUUUGGUAUCUCCCAGCUACUUCAGUUUACUUGUGAGCGGGCCGGCUUCAAACUCAGAGGUUAUGACAGCUACUCAAGCCAGGGAAUUCAGCCUUCGGCACGCAUAAGCGUCAGGUACGUGUGAAAAAGAUUCUGCGCAGCUCUUGUUCCCGUGGCACUUGGACUCCAAUUACAAACGGCUGCACUGCUGUCCCUUCA